AUGUCUGAAAAGGAGCUGAACAUCGACAAUGAACAGAUUAGCUUUAAUGUAGAUCCGGAGGAACUUCAGACUUUCGGUAACGAGCAAACUCCUGAGCAGAAGAAAGACAGAGAAAAUUUUGAAGAUGAAGGUUUCAAUGUAGAUCGUAAAAGAGUAAAGAAAACUAGAACCCAAGGCCUUUCCAUGUCAGAUAUCCCUAAUAAUGUCUUCCAAGGAGACCAAAUCAAUUCUUUCAAGCAAGACAGUGAUGCAGAAGAGCAUAAGGAAACCAUCAAUUUUGGAUUUGGAAGUAGCACAAAAAUUAAUCCAGAAGAGAAAGAAGUGGAUGCAGGUGAAGGUGUCCAACCGAUCACAGAUAUUGACCAUGAUUUCUUAAAUAACCUUCUUUCCAACCCAGCAGCAAACCAUGAUAACUUAUAUGGGGAAGAAAAUAACAAUGAUGUGCAGUAUAUAGUUUCGCCAUUGAAAGAUUCAACUUAUGAACCAUUGUAUACACAUUCUCCAGAGCAAAAGGUCCCAUUAGACGAGAUGAAAAAUAACACUUGAGAAUUCAAAGAUGCACUUAAGAGCGAUCAGCAAAUCAGUGCGAGAGGUGUAGAAAUAGCAGGUCUCACAGAGAGGGUCAACUACAAUCCUGGGCUCAACCAGAGAAAUUCCCAUCUUCAGAUCCCAAACAACAGCGGGUUAAUCACAAGACCGAAAAAUAACGAAAAUGGAUUUUACACACAAAGAUACACUACUAAAAGUGAUUCCUCAUGGAUGCCACAUUUGUCAAAAUACGAACAUGAAGAAGAGACAGAGCUCGAUCGCCAUAUGCUAGACAACGUGGCUCUCUCCACUAGUAGAAUGUCCUACCUAAAAUCAGUAAGAGGUGCUAACAACACUCGUGAAGAGAUCAAACAGUAUAUUGAUGUAGACCCAAAGAAGAUCUCUGCCAUCCUCGAAGGAGAGAAGCCCCAACUAGCAUCUCUCAAAGAGAGAUGCGAUGCCCUCAAGAAGGCCUUUGAGGACGAGAAUGACUUCUACAAGAAAUGCUUCGGUGCUAAAAUUGACAUGGAAAGACGAGGUAAAGAGUGUGAGUCCAAAAUCGACCAGCUCUUUGAUGAUUUCAAAUCCACAAAUGAAAAACUCGAGAGACUUACGUAUGAAAUCCAAACCAAGGAGGAAAAUUGCUUAAAAAUGAAGGAAGAACUGGAUAUCUUGAUUGAAAAAUUCAUGAAAGAUUCAGCUCAAUGGAGGGAAGCUAUUUCAAAAGACCAGAAAAGACACAAUGACUUGACUGCAGAAAUUCAUGAAAUCGAGGAUAAAAUUAAAGCUAAAAAUGCUGAAUACGACUUACUCGAGCAAAGCGCUUUAAAAAACCAAAGAAGCAACAGAUUGAUUUUCAUGAAAGAUGAGGCUAAUAUUGAGAGAGAGCAGCUGCACCGGAAAGAAAUAGAAAUCAGCAUCAAAGAGGCCCAACACAAGAUGAAUGACUUAUAUGAUGAGCUUAGAAGAGUCAAAGAGAGGAAGAAGAAUCAGAGAAUCUCAGAUAUUGAGAAUAAAAUCUGAAUUGAGUUAUACAGAAUCUUCCUUGAUUCCAACCUGAACGAGGACAUCAGCAUUGACCAAGGCAUCAGUAGUUUGCUUUACGGUAUUGAAAAGGUGCUCAUUAAGACAAAUCAAGCUGAGAAGGAGAUUAAGGAACUUCAAGCUCAAAGAAAUGAGCUAAAGAAGAAAGCGAACUCAAGUUCACUUGGAAGUAAAGCAAAGCUAUCUUCCCAGUUUCAGAGUGAAAUGUCCAAGCUGUCCUGGAUUUCUAACAUUCAGGUUGUUCUGAUCCUUGGCAUACUGACUGCCAUUGCAAUGUUGUUGAUAAAAUAAUUAGAAAUGACUUCAGUUAA
Moneuplotes crassus is the source of this 1883-nucleotide messenger RNA. Lineage: Eukaryota; Ciliophora; Spirotrichea; Euplotida; Euplotidae. The record is from the annotation of a GenBank genome assembly.